This is a messenger RNA of Scophthalmus maximus (turbot), 1018 nucleotides long. It is a transcript of the gene sox32, whose product is annotated as SRY-box transcription factor 32. Bases 32 to 1018 code for a protein of 328 amino acids. NCBI's taxonomy places the organism in Eukaryota, Metazoa, Chordata, Actinopteri, Pleuronectiformes, Scophthalmidae. Gene Ontology annotation, molecular function: RNA polymerase II cis-regulatory region sequence-specific DNA binding; DNA-binding transcription factor activity, RNA polymerase II-specific. The transcript is spliced from 2 exons. Gene Ontology annotation, biological process: cell differentiation; anatomical structure morphogenesis; regulation of DNA-templated transcription. The record is from RefSeq and is a predicted model, not a curated record.
CAAAGCCACUUCUUCAUCACUGUCGGUAGCCAUGCGUUUCAGCCACGACCCCGCAGCUCUCCAGCUUUGCGCAAGCAGCUCCGUGUUCGAGAGCGACGACUCCGGCCCUGCAGACGUGGAGCAGUUGGCCGAGCUGCGCUCCCCGAGUUCAGGGCCCUCCAGCCCGGUGUCCGUGAACUCGGACUCCAGCUGCACCAGCCCUGAAGCCACGUCGGCCUCUACGCAGAUGAGGGUCAGGAGACCCUUGAACGCCUUCAUCAUCUGGACCAAAGAGGAGCGCCGACGGCUGGCGCAGCUCAACCCAGACCUGGAGAACACCGACCUGAGCAAAAUACUCGGAAAGACCUGGAAGGCCAUGUCCUUGGCUGAGAAGCGCCCCUACAUGCAGGAGGCUGAGCGUCUGAGGGUCCAGCACACCAUCGAUUAUCCCAACUACAAGUACAGACCCCGCAGGAGGAAGCAGCUGAAGAAGAGCUCCAAACCGCAGGCCACGGACACUUCUCUCCCCUCACUCUGCAGCUCAGGCCUCACAGUGCCCUACAACCUCACCUACCUGCUCCAGAACCAGCAGCAGAACUUCCCAAUCACACCCACUUUACCAGCUAACUUCACCCCACUGUACAGCAGCUACCAAAGCACUCCAGUCUUCCCAGACUCAGCAUCAGCAGCAAUUGCUGCAGAAGCCUUCUCAAAUAAGCCAGUGGUGUACUCAGUUCCACCUGCAUACCCCGCAGAGCACCAGCUGUAUUUUGGCAGUCAGCACGGGCACAUGCAGUAUAGUUUCUCUGCAGGGGCCCAUGUUGAGCAGGGGGAGUCCAGGGUUUAUGGGGGCCCACUGAGUCCAGCUGGGCCCUCCCUCGAGUUUUACUUGGAGCAGGUUCAGAUGGACAUGCUGUACGAUCUGGAUCGUAGCGAGUUUGAACAGUACCUGGGUCCUCCUCCACACAGGCCUCAGUCGGUGGAUCCCAGCAGCUACCAUCAGCAGAGCAGCCACAGAGAGGGACGCUUACUGUCAUGA